AUGGCCCAGCUGAAAUUUGCCAUCAUUCCAGGACAGAACCCAGGGGAGACCAUCACCCAGUUUAUACAGAGAAAAUUAACUCCUAAACCGGACCAUGUCAAACCCUGCCACCAGGUUCUGGAAAGUCUAGUCCAGUUCUUACAAAGGAAGGAAGCGCCUUUCAACGUAAAAACAAUCCUCAAGGGUGGUUCGUUCGGCAAAGGCACAUCAGUGAGGGGAAAUUCUGACCUCGACCUCAUCCUCUUCCUCAAUGACUACCCCACUGUGGCCGCCCUCAAGAAGGACCUGCCUAUGGUUCUGCACCAGGUGAAGUCUUACGUACAGACCCACGCUCACUGGGCCGAGGAGCUCAUGUUCAGGCGAGUUACUCGACUCUCAGUCCAGUUUUAUCUCAGAAUCCCAGACCUGGACGAAGUGCAUCAAGUGGAAAUAUUUCCGGCGGUUCACGUAACGGAAACGACUUCCAAAGACAACAUUUACGAAGUGAUGAAAGAAAACCAAGAACUGCAGGAUUAUUUUAUGAGCUCCUUGGCUCCUCUACAAAUAGCAUUUGUUUCUCAAGUUCCAUCCAAAGUCAAAGAUUUAAUUCGACUGUUCAAGUAUUGGGCGCAGGUGGAGAGGGUUCCAGUGAAAUUGUACUUCAUCGAGCUGCUGGUGAUAAACCAUUGGGUGACAGACGGCAAGCCCCACAACUUCGACAUGGACAUCUACGUCAAACAGCUACUACAGCAGCUGGCUGACUGUAGGUCGCUGGCCAUUUCGUUUAGUGACAACUACAACUACAAACUGUACAGAAACGACUUACGUGCACCGUAUGUUCUGGACCCAGCCAACCCUUUCCAGAACGUGGCGCCCUCUGUUGGUGACGUCACCACAGUGUGUCAGUGUGCUAUCGUCGUACUAAAUGAGAGACUUAAAUAUGGAGCUAAGCCAUAG
This is a messenger RNA of Gigantopelta aegis, 936 nucleotides long. Its product is annotated as 2'-5'-oligoadenylate synthase 1A-like. Gene Ontology annotation, molecular function: 2'-5'-oligoadenylate synthetase activity; double-stranded RNA binding. The record is from RefSeq and is a predicted model, not a curated record. NCBI's taxonomy places the organism in Eukaryota, Metazoa, Mollusca, Gastropoda, Neomphalida, Peltospiridae. The transcript is spliced from 5 exons. Gene Ontology annotation, biological process: regulation of ribonuclease activity. Gene Ontology annotation, cellular component: membrane; nucleoplasm; cytosol. The coding region runs from base 1 to 936 and encodes 311 amino acids.